Messenger RNA from Ostertagia ostertagi, 567 nucleotides. NCBI's taxonomy places the organism in Eukaryota, Metazoa, Nematoda, Chromadorea, Rhabditida, Trichostrongylidae. The record is from the annotation of a GenBank genome assembly.
UGGGAAACUACCGUAUUGCAUGAUAAUUUUCGAAAAUCAGAUUUCUAUGCUUUCCAGUUGCCAGCGCAAGGAUAUCUCCCGCAGUUCAGUAAGGCGAUGUCAGCUCGAGAUCCCCAAACUUCUCGCUCGGCUAUUUUAAUACUUCAACAGCUUGCUGAGAAUCACUAUUGUGCUGAUGCUCUUUCCCGAAUCAAUUGUAUUGAAGGAAUUAUGACAUCCAUGAAGAAUCAGCCAACCUUGAUGCAUGAGUCUGCGCAUGCGUUGAAAUGCCUAAUGCGAAGGAACAACGGUGACUUGGCGGCACAGAUGCUGUCAACAAAAAUGGUCGAUUAUUUGCUUGAAGUACUUCAUGGUGACCUGCCGGGCGUCUCAAACUCUCCUGCAGCACGUGCGGAAAUUGUCGACGCUCUAAAAAGUGCAUGCCUGGAUCUGCAAGUUGGUGAGAAGAUCUCGGAGAUUUUGAAUCGCUCGCCAGUCUGGGCGCAGUAUCGGGAUCAGCGCCACGAUCUGUUUUUGCCAGCUCCACGGACUCAAGCAAUCACCGGUUGGUUUGAAGUACUCUAUGUG